Molecule: messenger RNA, 1992 nt
Organism: Aspergillus nidulans FGSC A4
Lineage: Eukaryota; Fungi; Ascomycota; Eurotiomycetes; Eurotiales; Aspergillaceae
Product: transcription factor domain-containing protein
Exons: 4
Coding region: 1-1992 (663 amino acids)
Biological process (GO): regulation of DNA-templated transcription; DNA-templated transcription
Cellular component (GO): nucleus
Molecular function (GO): zinc ion binding; DNA-binding transcription factor activity; DNA-binding transcription factor activity, RNA polymerase II-specific
Source: RefSeq, a predicted model, not a curated record
AUGGAGCCACAUUACUCACGCUCGUGGACUAAUCAGAAUACCAAUGGCGCUCCCUAUGAGCUGCCUCCGGUGCAGUCCGUUACUUCCUCGAUGCCAUUUCAGCCAGGCCCGCAGCCGAGUGCUUUUCUUUCCACUCAAUCAGCAAGGCCCAGCGGCGGGUUGCCGAUGUCCCACAUCCUACAGCCGCCCCCUGCACCAACAUCUACGGCGAAAUACUCGCCAUAUGAUUCUAGCGUCUCUCCAUCGGAAGCGGGCGCCGCAACUUUCCAGGAUGCAUCUGCUAAUGGCUCCGGGGUGAGCGCAGGUGGAAUUUUCCGGCACGGAGGCGGGCUAGCGCAACAUCAGCAGCCAUUACAGCAGAAGAGGGCGUACCGUCAACGAAGGAAGGACCCUAGCUGCGAUGCCUGCCGGGAGCGCAAGGUCAAGUGCGAUGCCUCCGAGUCUGCUAGUUGUACGGAAUGUACAAACCGCAAGGUUCGAUGCCAAUUCACUAAAGAAACCAACAGACGCAUGUCCUCUAUCAAACCGCCGCGUCGGCCAAAGGCUCCUGUUUCACAAGAUCUCUCCAAUGCUAGGGCUAAUCUACGGCGCUAUGGAAGGGGAAUCUGGAAAGUCCCCACGCCAUAUCGCCAGUCGGACUCCAUAUCCCUGUUGACAGCAGACCCUCCCCCCCUUCCGCCGCAAGACGUUGCCCACCACCUUCUCGCUCAGUAUCAUGCCCAUAUUCAUACCACCUUCCCUGUGAUUCACUGGCCAACGUUUAUGAAAGAAUACGAGGAGGUGUACCGUCGCGGGUCACUCAUAGGAGUUCCUCGCGAGUGGGCAGCUGUUUUGUUCAGUGUAUUCGCCCUUGGUUCCUUACAUACUUCAGACCCGAACCGUGAAGAGAAGGGCAAAGAGAUCAUGGCCUUGGAAAUGGGCAAACCAGUACUGAUCAACGACCAAGACUGCGAUACCGACCUACCCUGCACUGUUGACGAGCAAUUCAUCUCUGAAGGAGGCUGUGUACCGGAGAACCAACAAACUACGCCGUUGCUAGCGACGAUCCACGUUGUGCGAUCAAUCGGCCAGUUGACUCGUAUUUUGCGAAGCACGGCAAUUGGUACAGCAAGUCUCCAGACCUUCGAACGGCAUUUCACCACCUGUUUAUCCAUCUUCCCGGAGCAAUAUCAGCCUAACUCUGAUCAAUACAUCGAGCCACGAACCCUAGCCCCAAUCAUCUACCUCCAAAACGCGCGCCUCAUGCUUCAUCGCCACAAUAUUUCACCAUUCUGUCCUCCUGAUGUGCGUUCAUCGGCGUUGGAUUAUUGUGCCUCCGUUUGCCAAGAUACCGCACGGCUCCUGUCGCGAUGUAUGCGACCGUCCCCUAUCACGGGCAACAGGGAUUGGCGUGCGCUGCUGGCGGUGUCGGGGUCCGCGAUGCUGUGCGCCCAUCUGUGGCGCUGCAUACUCUUAUUACUCUUUCGCCAGGAGUACGAAGCUGCAUUGAUAUGUGUUCAAGCUAGCUCUGCUAUGAGGGAUUCGCGUGCCAUCAAUGCUGCAUGCGGGCGGAACAUUGUGUUUUUCCUGAAAUGCCUUCUUGGCCGAUUGCACCGUUCUGGCCCCGUGGAACUGGAUGGGGACGAGGAAAUGAUGGCGUAUGUGUCCGGUGAUAUGCAGGGUACCAGCAAUGGAAGCUGGGUUUGGGAAAGCAGUGAGACUGGGUCUCAAUUAGAGAUGGCUUCUCCACAAAACAGCGCAGCGCAACCCAGUCUUGAGGAUAGCAAGCUAUCGCAAGAGCCGAAUGGGUGGGAAGGCUGGGAUUGGAUUGAACAGACGGUACAAUAUCUUCUCGCCGAAAAGGAGCAGCGACAGCAAAAAGAAGCACAGAGCCUAAGACUGCCGACAGAGCCGUCGUAUCGCGGCAGCGAAUCUGCGACUGGAAGUCCUGACUCUGCGCCAAACCAAUCGACUUCAUCACAUUCGCGCAUGACGAUAGCGAGUAUUAUAUAA